This is a messenger RNA of Psylliodes chrysocephalus, 2882 nucleotides long. The record is from the annotation of a GenBank genome assembly. Lineage: Eukaryota; Metazoa; Arthropoda; Insecta; Coleoptera; Chrysomelidae.
UUAUCGAACACAACCCUUGGUCAUAUUGUACGAUAGGGUCACGAAGAGUGAUUGAAUCGAUCACGGGUCUUCGAAAAGAUUCGUUCUUUUUGAACGGGUAACGGGACGUCCGUGAAUGACACAUCUCUAUCUUGAAUCCCAGAAAUGAGGUUAGGAAGGAACGGACUUUGACAAAAAAAAAUUAGAACAUGGGGAAGAAAAAUAAAACAACUAAUCUCGGACGAAGUCUUAUAAAAGACAGAUUCGGAAGUAAUAAAGGAAAAAAGAUGGUAGCCAAUAACUCAAUGCUACAUACCACAGAAAUUCAGGAUGGUUACGAUUGGGGACGUUUGAAUUUACAAUCUGUAACUGAAGAAUCUUCAUUUCAAGAAUUUCUUUCCACUGCUGAAUUAGCUGGUACUGAUUUUCAAGCCGAAAAAUUGAACAUUAAGUUUGUAAACCCUCGCUCAAAUAUAGGACUACUCACGAAAGACGAAAUGGAAGCAGCCAAAGAGGCACAUAGCAAGCAUAAAACUUAUCUUAAAAUUCCAAGAAGGCCCCCAUGGGAUGCAGAAACUUCACCGGAUCAACUGGAUAAAAAUGAAAAAGAAGCUUUUCUAGAAUGGAGAAGAUCUUUAGCUCAACUACAAGAAGAUCAAACCAUAUUGCUAACUCCUUAUGAAAAAAAUUUAGAAUUCUGGAGACAACUUUGGAGAGUUGUAGAAAGAAGUGAUGUCGUCAUACAGAUUGUAGAUGCUAGAAAUCCUUUAUUAUUCAGAUGUGAAGAUUUGGAGAAAUAUGUUAAAGAAGUAUCAGAAUCCAAAUUAAAUUUAAUUUUGGUAAACAAAGCUGAUUUUUUAAGUGACGAACAAAGGCAACAUUGGGCUGAUUAUUUUGAAAAUAUAGGAGUGAAAGUUGCUUUUUUCUCAGCAUAUUUGGCUUCUUUAGAUACUGUAGAUGAAGAAGAACAUGAUAAUGAAGAAAGUGAUACUGUUGAUGAAGAAGAACAUGAUAAUGAAGAAAGUAGUGACACUGUUGAUGAUGAAGAAGAACAUAGUGAUAAAGAGUUUUCUAUUAGUAGUAAAGAACUAUCUGAUUUUCAAAUUCUUCAAGAAAGUGUAACCAAUUUGGAAACUGCUGUUGAAAAAAAGGCUCAAACUUUGGAUAAAAUUAUUGAUAGAAUUGAAGGAAUCAUGGGUAAACCUAUGUUAAAAGAACCCCAUUCUGUUUCUAAUUCCAGUAAAUUGUUUAAUAGGGAAGAAUUUAUUGAGUUACUUAAGACUGUACAUACUGGAUCUAAAGUGACUCCUGGACUCACAACAGUUGGAUUAGUGGGAUAUCCAAAUGUAGGAAAAAGUUCUACUAUUAAUUCUUUACUGCAAAGUAAAAAAGUAUCAGUAUCUGCAACUCCUGGCAAAACUAAACACUUUCAAACACAUUAUUUAGAUAAAGACAUUAUUCUAUGUGACUGUCCUGGUCUAGUAAUGCCUAGUUUUGUUUUUUCUAAAGCUGAAAUGAUCUUAAACGGAAUACUUCCAAUUGAUCAAAUGAGAGACCAUAUCCCUCCUACAAAUUUGCUUACCAGUUUAAUACCUAGACAUGUUAUAGAAGACAGAUAUGGAAUAAUGAUUCCUAAACCCAUAGAAGGAGAAGAUCCUGAUAGAGAUCCAACUGCUGAAGAAUUAUUAAAUGCCUAUGCCUAUAACAGAGGUUUUAUGACAUCAAAUGGUCAACCUGACAAUGCAAGAGCUGCAAGAUACGUUCUAAAAGACUACAUGAAUGGAAAAUUAUUGUUUUGUUAUGCUCCACCCAACAUUAACCAGAAGGAGUAUCAUACAUGGCCAGAAAGACAAAAAUCAAAAUUGGAAAACCAAGUGUUGCCACCUAGAGCUGUUAGAGCAGUUAAACCUUUCCAUGCAACAACUGAAGAUAUAGAUAAGAUAUUUUUUCAUUCAAAUAAACAAGGUGUCCAUGCUAAAGGAAUAAGAGCGAUUCCUUCAGGCUCCAGUCAAAAAGAAUCUUCUGAAACCAGCAGUGUAGGAGAAAAACCAUGGAAACAGCAUAACAAACAUAAAAACAAGGGCAAGAAAGAAAAGUUAAGAAGAGUUUAUGCACAUCUCGACCAACAUUGAUAAAUUAAACAAAUGCAGAAAUAAAAAUAAUCCUUAUUUUGCAAAACCCAAAUGGACUGAAGUAAUUUAUUGAAUCAUCAUUUAGUAAUAAUAAUGCAGAAAUAUCUUCAGUUUCAUUGAUUUAAAUUGGGAAUUCCGAAACUGUUUCUAUGAUUAAAUAAGAAUAAUUUUUAUACAGUGUGUACUUUAGUUGGCUACAAAUAAAAAAAAUUAUGUCCUGAAAAAAAUGUAUUCUUCUGCAUGGUCGGAAACCUAAAAUGCAAUCAUUAGACAUCAGAAAUAGGUACGGAACAUCAGUCUUAUAUUAUAUUUCAUUUAUAGGAUUUGUCACAAAAGUACCUUAAUUUUUGUUGAACAUGUUUAAUAAAUCAAAUUGUUCAGAAUUAUUAAAAACUGCGUUCAAACAUGUCAUAUCAUGAGAAAUUAAUAAUAUAUGAUAUAGUUUGAAUAGUUUCAUAUUUUUUUAAGGGAGCGAAUUUUUUUUUUUUUUAAAUAAUGAAUCUUAACAUAAUUAGAUACAUUAUAACUACAUUAUUUUGAUUAUUUAAAGAUUUUUUUAAGUAUAUAGGUAUGAAAAACAUCUAGUUUAGUGCAGCUUUCUGUUAGCUAUGCUUAUUUUAAGUAGUCUGAUUGGAUAAAUGCUAUUUAUUUUGUAAUACCUAUAGUUCUCAAACUAUCAUUUAAAAUAUUGUGACUACGAGAUUGUUGCAUUUUGUUCUAAAAAUCUAUUGCUAUUUGUGUAACAAAAUUUCUUUAAAAAUAAAUAUUUAC